AUGGUGACUUUCAACUGCGAAGUUUGCAACGACACGGUUCCUAAAAAGAACACCGAGAAACACUAUUACAGAUGUCCACAGGCCUACUAUACGUGCAUCGACUGUAAUGUCACUUUCGAUGACGGUGUCUCAUAUAAAGCGCACACGCAGUGCAUAAGCGAAGACGAACGGUACCAGGGCGCUUUGUACAAGGGCAAAAAGACCAAGGGCCAAAACAAACAGCAACAGCAGCAGCAGCCAACCGCGGAGACCGAUGUGAAAGCAGCACCCCAGGCUGAAAAUGCUUCGAAGUCGAAAGAUAAAAAGUCAGGGAAAAAGGAACCUAAACCAACACUAAAGGCCAAAUCGAGUUCCAAGUCGCCGCUUGCUGGGAAAAAGGGCACUAGCUUGUACAAGAUUUUGAAGUCGGUCAAAGACAAGAACGAAAAGAAGGAGCUGCUAAAACAGUUGGUGGUUGACAGCGACGGGCAUUUGGUGCUGCAAGCUUAA
Lachancea dasiensis is the source of this 489-nucleotide messenger RNA. The record is from the annotation of a GenBank genome assembly. NCBI's taxonomy places the organism in Eukaryota, Fungi, Ascomycota, Saccharomycetes, Saccharomycetales, Saccharomycetaceae.